Molecule: messenger RNA, 381 nt
Organism: Closterium sp. Naga37s-1
Lineage: Eukaryota; Viridiplantae; Streptophyta; Zygnematophyceae; Desmidiales; Closteriaceae
Source: the annotation of a GenBank genome assembly
AUGAGAGGCGCUGUGGGCCGCGGUGAUGGCAGUGCUCCUGUGGCAACUCAUUCAGGUGUGGCGCUGCUGCAUGUGCUGGACAUAAUCCCCUCCCCCCCACUGCCGCACCCGCAGCAGGGGGAUGGAGGAGAAAGGGGGGGGCAGGGGGGGGGCGGUGCAGGAGCCACUCGGGCGACAGCAGGAUGCGCCACACCCGCCACCCCCAUACCCUCCCCCCCACUGCUGCACCCGCAGCAGAGAGAUGGAGGAGAAGGGGGGGGGGGCGGAGGGGGCUGGUACUGCAGAUCCCCUCCCCCCACUGCCGCACCCGCAGCAGGGGGAUGGCAGAUCCCUUCCCCCCCACUGCUGCACCCGCAGCAGGGGGAGGUAGGAGAAGGAUGA